Messenger RNA from Fusarium coffeatum, 1173 nucleotides. RefSeq lists its product as uncharacterized. The transcript has 6 exons. Lineage: Eukaryota; Fungi; Ascomycota; Sordariomycetes; Hypocreales; Nectriaceae. Gene Ontology annotation, molecular function: ethanolamine kinase activity; choline kinase activity. Gene Ontology annotation, cellular component: cytoplasm. The coding region runs from base 1 to 1173 and encodes 390 amino acids. Gene Ontology annotation, biological process: phosphatidylethanolamine biosynthetic process; phosphatidylcholine biosynthetic process. The record is from RefSeq and is a predicted model, not a curated record.
AUGGAGAUCCCUGUCCUGGACUGUAUCUUCAAUGCCUCCGAUCCUCAUGCAUCUACCCUGCCGCUGAGCCCUCACCUGUUCCCCGCUGCUGACCAAGCUGACAUUGACCUGCGCAUCCAGCCUCUCGCUCAAGGAACAACAAAUGGCUUGUUCAAGGUCACCAAUCGCGCAGAUGCUGUGCUAGUCAAGGUCUACGGUGAUGGCACUGACAUCACGAUUGAUCGCAACAAGGAGCUCAGGGUGCACAACCUCCUGGCCCAGCGCGGUCUUUCGUCUUGGCCAUUGGUUCGCUUCGCAAAUGGGCAUGCUUAUCAGUUUAUCCAUGGGAGAGUCUGUUCUGAAGGCGACAUGUCUAAGACAGAAAUCUUCCGCGGAGUAGCAAGGGAGCUGGCGAGGUGGCACGCAUUGCUUCCGCCUGUUGACGUCCAGGGAGCUAGGAAGGAGCUUCACUAUGAACCAAGUGUUUGGUCGACAGCCAGAAAGUGGUUGAAGGCAAUCUCGAAUGGUGAGAAGCGGUCAAGAGAAGAGAUCGAGGGACUGCAGGAAAAGUUCCAGUACCUAACCGACAAGCUACUGCCCACUGAUGUUAUGCCGGAGCCCUUGGUGCUUGGCCACGGUGACCUUUUGUGCGGCAACAUCAUUGUACAAGAGUCGGCUGGUAGCAUGGGAGCUGUGAAUGGGGCUACAGAUGUCGCAACAGUACGCUUCAUAGAUUACGAACAUGCCACCUAUUGCCCUCGGGCGUUUGAACUCGCGAAUCAUUUCGCCGAGUGGACUGGGUUCGAGUGCGACUACAACAAACUGCCAAGCACGUCAAUCCGAAGGGCCUUUAUUCGUGAGUAUCUCACGGCUCACAGCGAAGUCCGUCGGCAACACGAGCCCGAUAGCGCCAGCUGCAAUGGGACGAAAGAGACAACAGAUCUGCCGACUGUCACUGUCACUGACGCCGAAGUGGAGAAACUCAUGCGUCAGGUUGAUGAUUACAGAGGGUUUCCUGGAUUUUACUGGGGUCUCUGCGCCUUAAUCCAGGCUGAGACAGCGACCGGAACUAUCGACUUUGACUACGCGGGGUAUGCCCAGAAGCGCUUUGCUGAAUACGAGGCAUGGCGCAAGAUGCAGGACAGCGAUAACCCGGGAAUGCCACUGAGGGAGGAGAUUUGGGCGCGUCCAUGA